AUGCACAACCAGGAUCAGACUGGUGUGGGUGUGGUCUCCUGGUCACCUCUAGCCUGUGGAAUCAUCACUGGGAAGUAUGAGAAUGGCAUCCCAGAAUGCUCCAGGGCCUCCAUGAAGCCGUACGCCUGGUUAAAGGAGAAGAUAGUGAGCGAAGAAGGGAGGAAACAACAGGCCAAGCUGAAGGAGCUCACUACCAUCUCUGAAAAGCUGGGCUGCACUCUGCCACAAUUAGCUAUCGCCUGGUGUCUGAGAAAUGAAGGAGUGAGCUCAGUGCUGCUGGGAACAUCCAACCCCAUCCAGCUUAUAGAGAACCUGAGGGCCAUGGAGGCAAGGAGCAUCUCUCAUAUAGUUUACUUUUUUCCAUUAAGGGAAGAAGGACUACCUUGAAGAAUACAUUUUAAGCUGUUUUAGGCCCAAUGCAAAAUCGACCCUGAGACUCUAUGCCCACAGGAGG
This is a messenger RNA of Salvelinus sp. IW2-2015, 454 nucleotides long. RefSeq names its product potassium voltage-gated channel subfamily A regulatory beta subunit 1b (gene kcnab1b). Gene Ontology annotation, biological process: transmembrane transport; potassium ion transport; negative regulation of delayed rectifier potassium channel activity. Gene Ontology annotation, molecular function: potassium channel regulator activity; transmembrane transporter binding. NCBI's taxonomy places the organism in Eukaryota, Metazoa, Chordata, Actinopteri, Salmoniformes, Salmonidae. The record is from RefSeq and is a predicted model, not a curated record. Gene Ontology annotation, cellular component: juxtaparanode region of axon; extrinsic component of cytoplasmic side of plasma membrane; voltage-gated potassium channel complex.